This is a messenger RNA of Trichobilharzia szidati, 1118 nucleotides long. The record is from the annotation of a GenBank genome assembly. NCBI's taxonomy places the organism in Eukaryota, Metazoa, Platyhelminthes, Trematoda, Strigeidida, Schistosomatidae.
GAAUAACUUAUGAUCACACGUAAAUACGGGUGCGCCAAUCUUUUAGCUUAUAGAUUAUUAAAACUAUCAAGAGAUGACAAAAGAAAACCGAAAACUGUAAACUCUGGAAUCUUUCUGUCUGGAGCAUAAAUAUAUAAAUAUAUGUAUAUAUAUAGGUUUUUCAAAUAAAUUUUGAAGUUAACACAAACUGGUCAACUUAACUACUAGUCUCGAAGUUCUACUCAACUGAAUAAAGAAACUGAAAGGCUGGUGUAACUGUAACAAACAGGAAGAAUAUUUAACAGAGUAUUAUGGAGAAAUUUAUUGAAAUAUUUUUAAUACUUGACACUAAUAAAAAUGGUGUAAUUGAGAAGAAUGAAUUGAUACGAUACUGUAAAAAAGAAGAUCUUGAUAUGCGUAUGGUGGAUGAAACUUUGAAAAGAUUCGAUACAGAUGCAGAUGAUAAAAUUACUUUCUUAGAAUUUUGCCAGGGACUUGGUCUAAAUCCUCAAGAAAUGGCAAGAGAAAAGAAGGAGAGAGAAAUGAUGGCAGACGGUAAAGCUCCUAAAAUAGACCCAGACAUCGAGAUCCUAAACAGUUCAAUGACAGUACAAAAGCAGUAUGAAAUAACAAGGAAAUUUAAAGAAAUAUUAAAAGCUAAAUACACAGAUGAAAAGUCUAUAAGUACAAUAGCUAAUGAUGUCAAAAAGUAUUUAGAUCAGAAAUAUGGUGGAUUAUGGCAAGUUUUUAUCAUUGAUGGAUCGUUUUGGUCGAAUUUCAGUCAUGAACCUUUCCUGUCUAUACAAUUCAAGUAUGAAAAUUAUCGUUGUGUAUUCUGGAGGAAUCCAGCUGAAUAAAUAUCAACAGGCAUACAGUGUUGAUAUAUUUCGUUGAAGAAAUAUGAAAAUAGCUGUGCUCCUGUUCAGUUAAAUAAGGGAUACACAAAAUACAAUUUUUCUCUGGUCACGUGAUAUUAUGUAAUAUAUUAAUGGUAACAUAUCUAAUAAAUGAGUAAAAUGUAUAAAGAAUCAGUGUCCUAUCUAUCACAAUUACAAAUUUUGCUGCUGUUAGAUUGUGUCUUUUCCUCGCUUAUACCACAAAACGUAAAGAAGAUAACCUGUGCAUUCCAUCACUGGAGA